Coniophora puteana RWD-64-598 SS2 is the source of this 267-nucleotide messenger RNA. RefSeq lists its product as uncharacterized. NCBI's taxonomy places the organism in Eukaryota, Fungi, Basidiomycota, Agaricomycetes, Boletales, Coniophoraceae. The record is from RefSeq and is a predicted model, not a curated record. The annotation marks the transcript as partial. The transcript has a single exon.
UAUGGGCGAAUGAUGCAGGCGCACACAGGACACUGUUUUUCCAGCGAGUACUAUGCCUCCUUCAUCCACUCAGAGACACAAUCCUGCCCUUGCAGUGCCCAAUACCAGUCACACUCACACAUAAUUGAACACUGCCCCAUCCAUGAGCAUGCUCAACACCACUUACACAAGCCUGGGAAGGACAUCACCCUCACGGAUGUCCUCAGUACAAAGGCAGGACUUGAAGGAUUCACAAAAUUCCUUCAGAAAAUAAAAACCUUCAGGAAG